Molecule: messenger RNA, 5663 nt
Organism: Rhizophagus irregularis DAOM 181602=DAOM 197198
Lineage: Eukaryota; Fungi; Glomeromycota; Glomeromycetes; Glomerales; Glomeraceae
Source: RefSeq, a predicted model, not a curated record
UGUAAAUUAUUUUUUUAAAAUUUUAUAGAUCGGAAGGCUGCUGAUGGUCCAAUUUAUACCGUUGUCUUUGUAGAUAUUAUAAAUUGGCAAAUAUUUUCAAAAAUGAGUGGACUUAUCGCUUCUUUAAACGCCGAACUCCUGCAGCUUUCAAAUGAAGCUCGCAGGAAACACCCAGAAAUUAAAGAGGCAGCCGAGAGAUCCAUUAUAAUUUUAAGAACACACAAAGAGCGACCUGGAAUGAAUAUAUCGCAAGAACUUGCAAAAAACAAUGAUUUCCUGCGUCCGUUUAUUCUUGCAUGUGAAACAAAACAUGUCAAAUUGAUAACAAUUUCUAUAGGUUGCUUACAAAGACUUAUAUCGCACCACGCGAUUCCUGAGUCUUCUGUGAGAACCGUUCUUAAAACCCUAAAUGACAUUAUGUCACAAGGUGUAGACAUUCAACUUAAAAUUCUUCAAACGGUGCCACCUUUGUUAAGUAAUUAUCAAACUUUACAUGGCGAUUUGUUAGCGGAGGCGUUGUUAAUAUGUUUUCGACUUCAAGAUUCAAAGAUUGUAGUAGUAAAUAAUACAGCUGCAGCAACUUUGCGUCAGUUAGUAAUUAACAUAUUUGAUAAAGUUCAAGAGGAGGACAGCAUCAAUGAUAAAGAUGGGUCAAUAAAACCUACCUCUACCGUUGUUUCAGUUCAUGGAGAAGGCGUAAUAGCACUUCGUCCUUGUGCAAGAGACGCAUAUUAUCUUUUUCAAGAUUUGUGUUUAUUAACUAAUGGCGAAAAUCCCGUGUAUCUUAAACUACAUAAUUUAUCAAGAACAUUUGGAUUAGAAUUAAUAGAGUCAAUAUUAACAAAUCAUUUUAGAUUAUUUAAAACGCACCCAGAGUUUUGUGCCCUACUUCGAGAACGCGUGUGUCCUUUAAUUAUUAAAAAUUUCUCUGAUAAAUUUGACUUUCCUACCAUCAUGAGAUUAAUGAGAUUGGUUCACAUUUUAUUGAAACAAUUUAAUGAAAUUCUGGUAAUGGAAUGCGAAAUAUUCUUAAAUAUGUUUAUCAAAAUUCUCGAGCCCGAUAAUCCAUUGUGGCAACGUGUUAUAUCAAUGGAAAUAUUUCGUGGUAUAUGCGAUGAUCAAGCACUCUUGCGUUCUAUUUACCGCUUGUAUGAUAAACAAGGUCAUUCAACGAAUGUAUUUCGUGAAAUGGUUAAUGCUUUUGGAAAAUUGGCGGCCGAAAAACCACAAUUAUUGGGUGUUGGAAGUCAUUCAUUAAUUGGACAUUUACAUCAAGGGAGAGAAAGUUUAGAAUUAUCUGGAAUGGCUGGUGUAAUUGGAGGUUCAGGACAGACUGAUGUACCUGGAUUAACAGCAUCAAAUUCGAUGAUGAAGAUAAAUUGUGUCGAUCAAUUAGAUAAAGUUGAUCCACCACAGAUCCCGGAAACGUACAUAUAUUAUCUUGCUCUUAUUUGUCUUAAUUCAGUAGCUGAUGGUUUGCAUAAUUUUGUUUUGAGUAUUUUCUCCGGAUUAAUUCAUAAACAAAAAAACGAGAAAGCAUCAUCACCUCCACAGUCACCUACAUAUAAUCAAUCUGCAUCUUUUAGCACUACCACAUUGCAACAAUUAGAAUCACAUCCACUUUACAAUGAUAUACUGAUUGUUACAGAUAUGGCUAAUACUGCCUGGCCAGGAUUGCUUGCAGCACAAUCAUUCUUUCUUACAGCAAAUCUAGAUGAGGAGUUAUUUCAAGGUGUUUUAAGGGCUUACCAAAAUUUUACAAUUGUAUGUGGUGUUCUUCAAUUGUCUACACCUCGUGAUGCUUUUUUGACAAGUUUAUGUAAAGGAGCCGUUCCUCCUAGUUUAAUUGCUGCUUCACUGGCAGAAAGUAAAGCAACUCAUAGUGGUGGAAGUUCAAGUAGUACGGGAAGUGAAACCCCUCAAGGUGUUACAUUAUCAGAUGGGAAUUUAUCUUGCUUAAAAAUAUUAUUAAAUAUUGCACAGUAUCUUGGAGGAGUUUUGGGUGAUUCUUGGUAUUUGGUGCUAGAAACUCUUCAAUUAGCAGAUUUUAUACUCUUCCCUAAACAUGCUAGAGGUGGUUCAAGAGGUUCACGUAGAAUAGGAUCGCAAAAUCCUGCAUCUAAUUCUGUAACUUCGUUACCCACUGCAGGAAGUUCAUCACAAAUAUCUUCUAAUCCACCAAGCAUAAAAAGAACUUAUUCAUCCAGUAAAGGAAAUAUCAUUCCUUCAUCGCCGAAACAUGGUUCAUCUAAUCAGACAAAUUUAACAUCUCAGCAAACAGCAAUUGACAAUGAUUUAAACAUUUUAUUAAUACAAAUCAAGAAAUUAUUUGAAAAUUGCAAAUAUCUUGAUGACGAUGCUUUACAGGCUUUCACAAGAGCAUUAUGUAAGUUAAAUGCUUAUACAAGUGGUAUUCCAUUGGACACUGAAGAUUCAAUAUCAGGACAAGAUAACGUACCUACGGAGGGCAAGAUAACCAAAUCUACACCGUUGAGUGCUAUGGUAGGGAAUAAGUCAGAUGAAAAAUCUUUUGCUAUCAACAAACUUCACUUAGUUGCAUUAAUCAACAUGCCCCGGUUGAUAGCACGUGAACCUUCCCUAAUAUGGGAUUUAAUAAUAUCUCAUCUCAUUAAAACUGCAAAUUACGUAUCUACUCCUCCACCAAUUCGUAUGCAAUCUUGUGAAACAAUUGCAGAUAUUGUCAUUCAAGCAAUGAGCUAUGCAAGUUCUGAGCAAAUCGAAAUUGACGAAAGAAUACAAAUGCAAUUGCUCGUUUCAUUAAGUCAAUUAGUAAAUAAUCCAGAAAAAAAUCCACAAGACGUGAGCAAAAGUUUUCAUGUUGAAGUUAGAAAGAUGGGUCUUGAAACGUUGAAUAAAUUAUUACAAACAUCAGGCCAUUCAUUUACUUAUGGUUGGAGUAUGAUAUUUGACAUGAUAAGAAGCGUUUGCAUUGUAUCUUUUCCUAGUGAACCUGGCGAUGAUGAGACAGAUACAGCGAGUGUUGAAAGUACAAGCGUAAUUGAUGCACCAUCUUUUGGUGUUUCAAAUACAAAAACUUCUGGUUUGGUUCGUGUAGCAUUUCCCUGUUUACAACUUAUAUGUACAGAUUUCCUGUCAUUAUUAUCACCCGAGUGUUUGAAACAAUGCAUCAAUACAUUGAGCGCAUUUGGUUUACAAAUGGAUGAUCUGAAUAUUAGUUUGACCGCAAUUGGUCUAUUAUGGAAUGUCUCGGAUUUUAUUCAAACUAAGAGGGCAGAAUUAGAAAAAGAUGCUAAAGAAAACGUCGAGGAAGAACCGACAGAAACUAAAAAAGAUAUUACAGUUGAACAGGAAAUUGAUCAAUUAAUUCAAGGUAAAUUGAAAGCUCAAACAAUGAACGCUCUAUGGAUGUUAUUAUUAUUACAACUUUCAAAGAUAUGCUCUGAUACUAGGCCUGAAGUAAGAAAUGGAGCAAAUCAAACUUUAUUUCGUACAAUUGAUAUGAAUGGGGCAGUAUUAAAAACUCAAACUUGGCAUACUUGCACUUGGAAAGUUUUGUUUCCUUUAUUAGAUUCUGUAAAACUUGCAUCAGAACGAGCAGUUAAAGCAAUGCAGCAGCAACAAUUAAAUAGUAGUACCGAAAAAAUUUCUUCUCCACAAAAAGAAUUCAGUGGAUUUAUGGUACAUCAUUCUAGAAAUACAGUUGAUAAACAAUGGGACGAAACAAAAGUUUUAGUAUUAACUGGAAUAUCAGGAAUUUUCAAAAAUUUUUUACACAUGUUAGUAAAUUUGGCUGAUUUUGAACAAGCAUGGGGAUUAUUAUUAUCACAUUUGCAAGAUUCUUGUUUAAAUUCGAGCCAUGAAGUAGCUAUUGCUUCAAUUAAAUCUUUAAAUACAAUAAUUCAAUUCCCAGAUGAUGCUCAUACAGAAGAAUAUACAGAAGAAUUUAAAGAAAAGAUUUUACCAUUGUGGCAAACUGCUUGGAUUAUUUGGGAGAGAAUUGGAUCGGGUAUGAUUACAAUAUCAGAUACAAGUCUUCGUGACUUAGAAGUUAAUUAUAAUAAUUCUCCGGCCGAAAUAAGUGUCGUACCGACACAGUUUACUCAAGAUACUUUAACCGCUUACAUUGUAACUUUUGGCGAUCUUUAUCAUGUUAUUCGCUCCAAAUUUCAAAUAGAUGAAAUAAGAAGAUUACUUAAAGUAAUUAAAGGAAUAUUAGCAUAUUCCAAAAGUCCUUCUUAUAGACCAGACUACGAUUAUCUUACUCCAUUACAAGAAGCGGCAUUAGAUAUUGUUUCUAGAAUUGAUUUGAGUGUUCCAGGUGCUCCUGCUGCAGUUUUAUGUGAAUUUGCGGAUUAUAUAACUUUAGCUUUUACAAAAAAACAAGACGACGAAGAAGUUGCUAGGAAAAAAAAAUCUAAGGACAGUCACAUUGGCUCACAGAAAUCUGUGAACAGUCCAACUUCGCCUAGAGAAAAUGGUGGUGGUAUUACUUCAAAUAAAUCUUAUUCGACAGUUACUUAUAUUGUUUUUUCAAAGACAUCUAUGCGUAAAGCAAAGGAAUUGUUCAAAAAAUUUGUUAAUGAUCAAGGAGUUUACUCUGAGGGGGCUUUCGCAAAAAUUAUAAAGUCAUAUGGAGUACCCAUGAAGUUGAAAUAUAAUUGUCCUCCAUCGGGAAAGCAUGUUGAAGAUAUCGAACUUUGGAAAAUUGCGACUACAGCUUUAUUAGAAAUCGUAAAAGACGGAUUGACCGCACUUGAGAAUUUCGGUGACGUAAUUUCAGAUGAAUGUUUUGUUAAUACAUGGAAACAAUUGGUGGAUGUCCUUUAUGGUGCACUUAUUUCUAACAGUAAUCCUCAAACGUCUAUCAAGAUGGAACAGCAAGAUACUGAUGAAGAUUUCGACAUGAAUUUUUUAUUCCGAAUACAGUCGGACGUAAUGGUUCAUAUGGGUCGUCCUCGUGUGCCACAAAAUCUAAUAAGGGAUUUAGUAAAAACUAUUCAAGAAGGAUCACAAUUAUAUUUCUCCGAAGUGAAGAGACAAGAAAUUAUGAAUGAUUAUUUAAACAAACCCUUACCAAUACCAAAUGGAACACCAUCCCGUACCAAAAAAUCUCUAGAGAAAUUAUCCGAAAAAGUGGAAGGCAGUACCGCAAAAAUUGUACCUGUAGCUAGAGAACGAUUUGCGUAUGCUUGUCUACAAUGUUUAUUUGAUUUAUGUUCGGAUGAUCAAACUGGUGAACAAGAAAUACGACAGAGAAUAGCUGAAGUCGCUGCUCCUAUUUUAUUGGAACGAUGCGCUUCCGUAAUUCGUAAUUUUACAGCAGAUCAACCUUUACUCGGUAAAGUGCCAUUUUCAAGCCUUUCUUCCAGGGUACGAAACGACGAAAUUCUAUUAAUUUUGCAACAAUUAAUAAAAUUGAAGUUUCGCCGUAAUAUUUUAGACGUUAACGAGAAAGAAGCAGAAUCCAAUCCAUUAAAAAAACAAGUUUUGUCUGGACAUAUUGCACAUCUAUUUUAUUUAUAUCCUGUCGUAUGUGAAGCAAUUAACUUACCGGACGAAACUAUCAGAGCUUUACUAAAAGAAUGUUUGAGAAAAGUCGGUGAAGAAUUGGGCGUUUAUUAAACUAUAAUUAUAAUGCUAAUAUAUAAUAAUUUAUAGAUUUUGACUCGAAUAACUAACUA